Rotaria sp. Silwood2 is the source of this 4353-nucleotide messenger RNA. The record is from the annotation of a GenBank genome assembly. NCBI's taxonomy places the organism in Eukaryota, Metazoa, Rotifera, Eurotatoria, Philodinida, Philodinidae.
AUGAGCUCAAAACGGCGGACUGCUGCUGAAUUAUCUUCACUUCAUUCGUAUCGUACAGAUUUAUCACGUGCUUGUUCAUUACUUACAAAACAUCCAAUAUUAAUUGAAAAAUUACUUGCAUUACAUCCACAAUUUGAUUUACGUCGUUAUUUUCUUUUAGAACAAUCUUGUCGUGCUUAUUUUACAUAUUUACAAUUAAGUAAUACAAAUACUUAUGGAAAUUUAAAUGAAAAAAAAUCAAAUAAUAAUGAUGAUGCAUCAAAUGUUCUUGUUACAUUACGUUUAUUACGUGUACUUGUACGUCAUCCUCAACAAUUACGUACGAUAUUUGAAACAAAUCUUGUUAAUGUUCCAACUGUUGCAUGGAAACGUCUUAUACCACAAUUAUUUUCUCGUCUAAAUCAUCCUGAUAGUUUUGUUCGAGAUUAUGUUACAAAUUUAUUAAUACGUAUAGCAAAAGAUUAUCCACAAUUAAUACUUUAUUCAGUUAUUGUUGGAAUAACUGAUGAUUCAAAAAUGAGACGAAUUAAAUCACGAGAUGAAAACAUUUAUCAAAGAAAAUCUUCAAGUACACAUGAAUCAGAUGAUGAAAGAUCACAAAAUGAUAUUGAAAAUGAUGAUGAUAAUGAUGAUGAUGAUGAUGAAGAAGAAGAAGACAAUAAUGAAGAUGUUGAAGAAGAUGAUGAUAUUGAAAAACAAGAAAACGUUGUAGCUAUGCAAAAUAGUUUCAGAUUAAUCUAUAAUGUACUUUCGGAAACAAACGCACAUGUUGUUGGACAAGUUAAAUUAUUUGUACAUGAAUUACGACGUGUUACUGUUCUAUGGGAUGAACUUUGGUUAGGAACAAUGGCACAACUUCAAGAAGAAAUUAGUCGACGCGUCGAUGUUCUUAAAGAUGAACUUCAUCGUCUUGAAUCCAUGACACAUUUAACAAAGGAAGAAAAAGAAUUUCUAAUUAAAGAAAAACAAGAUGUUUUAUUUAAAUCUUUUAUUACCGUUCUUGAAGCAGUUAGUCAAAUAACUCGUUCACCUGCUGAAACACCACGUGAACAAACAUUUCAAAAAGAUUAUAGUAAACAAAUCGAUGCAGCUAUUGAACAAUUAAAACAACCUAUUACAUUAUCGAAUCCACAUUCAUGCUGGUUACAACUUCGACAGCUUUAUUCAAUGUUACAUCGUACUGGUAAACGAUCAGGCACAAUUCAUGCUAUGAGUCAAAUAAGUCCAAAAUUAGCACAAAUAAAACACAGUGCUAUACCAAUUCCUGGUGAAGAUGGACAGUUUCAUACAAUUCAUAGUGUUGGUCAAACUGUUCAAGUAUUACCAACAAAAACGCGUCCGAAAAAAUUAAUGUUUGUUGGAUCAAAUGGUCAUCGAUAUCAAUAUUUAUUAAAAGGUCUUGAAGACCUCCAUUUAGAUGAACGUAUUAUGCAAUUAUUAUCAAUAAUAAAUGUUAUGUUUAAUAAAAUAAAUCGUAAUGAACCAUGGUCAUAUGAAGCUAGAAAUUAUACUGUUAUACCACUUGCAUCAAGAAGUGGUUUAAUACAAUGGGUUGAAGGUGCAACGCCGUUAUUUUCACUUUAUAAACGAUGGCAACAACGACAAGCAACAGCACAAACUUGGAAAGCUCAAAAUGAAAACCAAGAAAUUACUUUAGCUACAGUACAAAAACCAAAUGACGUUUAUUAUUCAAAAUUAAAUGCUAUAUUAAAAGAAAAAGGUAAACAACCAGUAGAAGAUCGACGUGAAAUACCAAUGCCAAUAUUACGCCAAUGUAUUGAAGAAUUAAUACGUGAAACACCAGCAGAUCUUUUAUCACGUGAACUUUGGUGUAGUUGUCCAAGUGUUGGUUUAUGGUAUAAAAAUGUUCAAAAUUAUAGUCGUUCAUUAGCUGUAACAUCAAUGAUUGGAUAUAUGAUUGGUUUAGGUGAUCGUCAUCUUGAUAAUGUUCUUGUUGAUUUAAAGACAAUGAAGAACAUAGAUGCAUGUAUAUCUGAAUUACAAAUAUUUAUUAACCAAUCAUCUACCGAUAUUACAACUUAUAAAAAUUUACUUGAUACACAACUUCAGAAUUUAGAUAAUAAUGAAUAUACAAAUUAUCGUAAUACACUUUUACUUAUGUUAUUUGAUCGAUGGCAACAUUGUCGUCAAAUGAGUGAUACAGCACGAAACAUUUUUAAUCUUUCAUCAUUAACAGAUACCAAUAAUGAGACAUUUAUUAAUGAAACUUAUACACUUAUCAGUAAUACUGCUUAUCUUGCUUUAAUUGUUCAACAAAAUAGUAUAACAAUGUCGUCGAAUUCUUCACUUAUUGAUUCAACAGUCAAAUUAAUUAGCAGUUUAGAAAAUAUCUUUCGUUUAUUAAAGAAUUUAUUAAACAAUUUUGAAUCGACUACAAUUCCAUGUUUAAUUCGUGGUGCUUGUUCUAAACAGAAUAGUCUUCUAUUAUGUAUGGAUUUAUUAAAUAAUGCUUUCAAACAAAUCCAACCAAUGACAACUUCAAAUUCAACAACAGCAGUUGAUGACACAUGUCAAACAGUUUAUCAGCAGCUUCGUUCAUCCUGGGCAACAACAUCAAAUGAAAUAUUUGAUACAUUUUUAAAUUUAUCAAAUUCUUUGGAUGAUCUUGAUAAAGAGUUAAAUAAUAUUUAUACAAGUUUUCAAACAUUGAGCAUACCAUCUGUUUGGUUACAAUCAUCAUUAUUUGAUUGGAAACAGACGAAUAUUGAUAAUGAUGUACAUCGGCAAUUUCUAACAAAUUUUUUUGCUAUGAGUAAAAUUGCAACAAUGCAACAAGUGUGUCAAUUGAUUGUUGAUCAUUCACAAACAUUUGAUAAUCUUAAAUUACAAAUUACAAAAGAUAAUGAUCUUAGUGAUAUAAUUAGACAAUUUAUUAUUCUCUACAUUGUCCAAUACCUUGUUGAUUUACCUUCUCUUGCAACAAGUUAUUUAAUGUUAUCAUUAAUUCCAUCAUCUCAAUCUAUUCUUGAAAAUAAUCUUAUUCAGACUGAGAAUCAAUUUCAAGAUUAUAUCAAUAAUCUUUGCAUAAUAACAGCAACAAAUCAAAUAGCUGACCUUCAAAAAAUAUUUCUACAAAUAAAUGGUAUUUGGCAAAAUGACAAUACUGCUGAGCAUAUAAAAACUUCAUUAGAUAUAUUACAAAUGCGUAAACAUACAAAUGAAAUGCAACUAAUAGCAUAUCGUUGGAAAAAUUUUUAUUUACUUAAUUCGAAUAAUAAAAAUCAACAACGACAAACCAUAUGUGAAGAGUUAACCACGGAUCAAAGUAUAUUAACUAUUAAUGAUAGUAUAUCUACAAUGAUUAUUGAUAAAAUGACUAGUCUUGAACAAACGGUUAUUCAACGAUUACGAUGGGCUGCUGGUGCAAAUCCAUUAGUUCAAGAUGUACUUGAUAAAUUUGAAAUGCGACAAAAAGAACGUGCUAAUGAAAUAGAUAAUGAUAAACAACUUUGUUUACAUCUUGUUAAAAUUCUUCAAUCAUGGCUCCUUUUUGAACAAUAUGAAGAACAAAUAAAAUUGCAACGAGAUUUAAUUAUUCAUGCAAGAACAUUUGCAGAAAAAGGUUUAGAAAUUUGUCAAUUAAAACAUGAUAUUGAAUCAAAUUUUACUAUUGUUGAACAAGCAAUUUUAGAAUUUCCACCGGUUGAAAAUUUAAAACAAAUAACAUUACAAAAUCUUCCAUCAUUAAUUGAACAAGCAGAAAAUGAAUGUAUGAAACAUAAGCGAAAUCGAAUUAAAGAAGAAAGAGAACUUGAAAAUCGUCGUGAUGAAACAAGUCAUUUAAUAAGUGAAUUAAAAGAACAUAUGUCUCAACAUAAUACUAUCUUCAAAGAUAUAUCAUCUGUAUUAAAAAGUUUAUUAAAAAUUAUUCCACAUCGUGCAUUACAAAAUUAUUCAAAUAUUCAUCGUGAAUUUCUUGAAUUAUGCCAUAAUAUUGUUAAACAUACACUUCAUAUUGAUACAACUAGUUCUAUGAAAUAUGAUGUACUUAUAACAAAAAUGAAACGAAUUAUAACAAUUAAAACUAAAGUUUUCGAUGAUUUAAUUCAAUUAAAUCCAACUAUUGAUAAUGAAAAUCGAGAAAGAACAAGUUCAUCAACAGUAAAUAUUAGUACACAACAUGAAACUACAGACAAAACAACAAAAGUUACUGAAGAACGAAAUAAAUAUGCUGUUGAAAUCUGUAAACGAAUUCGUGAUAAACUUGAUGGUUCAGAUCCUGAUCCAUUAACUCAAAGUUCUAUUAGUGAACAAGUUCGUUAUACUAUUCGUGAAGCAACAGAUAUCGAAAAUUUAGCAACACUUUAUGAAGGAUGGACAUCAUGGGUAUGA